This is a messenger RNA of Penicillium cinerascens, 438 nucleotides long. RefSeq lists its product as uncharacterized. The coding region runs from base 1 to 438 and encodes 145 amino acids. The transcript is spliced from 3 exons. The record is from RefSeq and is a predicted model, not a curated record. Lineage: Eukaryota; Fungi; Ascomycota; Eurotiomycetes; Eurotiales; Aspergillaceae.
AUGCGCCCGGGCAACGCGUCCCUAGAAGGGGGGCAAGACUUCCUCGGCCCCAAACACCAGGUCCCUUGGAUUGAGUCCGUGGCCAUCUGUGACGCUCUGCAACGCACUGCAGGAACCGGGCAUGAUGGGAAUAUGACAAAGCCACGGCGUGUCUGGGAUUGGUACUUGUGGUCUUCCGUUCGGCAUCUCCUGUUCGGGAUUUGGAGAUCGGUGUCUGGCGGCCGGUGUCUGGAGACGGAGCUGGCAUGGGCCGAGCUGGAUGAUUACGAACCGACCGUCCUGUGGAUUGAAGAUGCUGGAGAAGAUGAAGGGGGUAGGAAGGAUCGUGUUGAAAUGGGCGCUGGCUCCUCUCCGCCUGCAGGACUCGGCAGUGCUUGGACGUCUGGGCUGUCGUUCGGCCUGUUCCUGGAAGCCACGCUAGAACACCCGGUUACUUGA